AUGGUCAAGCGCUCACGCAACUCUUCGGUCGCUUCUUCCGAGGCUGAGACAAACUCUUUGCGAGAAGAAUUCGAAUCUCCUCGUCCUGCAAAACUCAGCACUUGCGAAACGUCGCCAUUUCAAGCUGCCAUGCAAUGUUCAUUGCCGCCUCAUCGAGAUGCACUUGAGUUUGCUACUGUUGAGGAUUUUGAGACUCACUAUGCCAAAGAUCAUGCCAAUCGUUGCACAUCGUGCGGCAAGAACUUCCCUACUGCUCACUUCUUAGCCCUGCAUAUUGACGAGCAUCACAAUACAUUUCGUGAAGCUCUGCAAGCCAAAGGUGAGAAGACUUACGCUUGUUUCGUCGAAGACUGUGACAGAAAAUGCUCGACACCGCAGAAGAGACGCCUGCAUCUGAUUGACAAGCAUCUUUUCCCGAAGGUCUACAACUUUCAAAUUGUCGACGUUGGCAUAGACAAAUCGACCUCUAUGCUGCGGGAAGGGCGUCGGAGGAGAGUUUCCACUGCUACCGACCAAGCACAGCCAAACAGCCAUCAACGACGGCAAACAAAGACCGAACACAAGACGACAAGCAAGCAUGAUCCUGUUCCUGUGGCAUUGGAGGAGGACAACGGGAGAAGCGUCAAGGGAACACAACGAGAAACAAAUGCAUCGAAUCUCAAAUCGGACAUCAGUGUCUCGGAUGCUGCCAUCAAUGAUCUCGAAGUAUCCAUGGCAUCGCUACGAUUUGUGCCGCCCAGUGUUGCAAAGAAGCAACGCAACAAAGGCAGAUCCGGGUCCUGA
Messenger RNA from Exophiala xenobiotica, 783 nucleotides. RefSeq lists its product as uncharacterized. The record is from RefSeq and is a predicted model, not a curated record. The coding region runs from base 1 to 783 and encodes 260 amino acids. The transcript has a single exon. Lineage: Eukaryota; Fungi; Ascomycota; Eurotiomycetes; Chaetothyriales; Herpotrichiellaceae.